AUGCAGUCGGGUCACGGCGAGACGCGUUUCGACGUUGGUGUCGAGUGGCUGCGUGCCAAGGGAAGCUGGACGUUCUACAUUAUGCUCCUUGCGAGUUUUCGGAUAUUCUUUGGCCUGGGUCUCUCGCUCAGCCCGAUGGAGUCCUGGACAAUUAUGAACGUUGUGCAUGCGGGUGUGACUUUUAUUGUGUUUCACUGGAUCAAGGGGAACCCCUUCCAUACGCCUUGGGUAGAUAUGAUGGGGAAGGGCGAAAAACAAACCUGGUGGGAGCAGAUUGACGGCAGCGUCCAGAAUACGCCGUCACGAAAGUUUCUCAUCUGCGUUGUGGUCUUCCUUUAUCUGGCCGCGGUGCACAGCACGCCUUUCGAACGACAAUUCUUUUUCGUACACGCCGUGAACCUGAUUGCGUUUCUCGUUGUCUUUGUCGCAAAGUUGCCAUUUAUGCACGGAGUACGCAUAUUUGGCAUUAACCGUUGA
Cyanidioschyzon merolae strain 10D is the source of this 477-nucleotide messenger RNA. RefSeq lists its product as hypothetical. The transcript has a single exon. Gene Ontology annotation, cellular component: endoplasmic reticulum membrane. Bases 1 to 477 code for a protein of 158 amino acids. The record is from RefSeq and is a predicted model, not a curated record. Gene Ontology annotation, biological process: ceramide metabolic process; intracellular sphingolipid homeostasis; negative regulation of ceramide biosynthetic process. NCBI's taxonomy places the organism in Eukaryota, Rhodophyta, Bangiophyceae, Cyanidiales, Cyanidiaceae.